CAAUAUUUUUAGAACACAUGCGCGCAAUCAAGGUACUCCUCCUCUGAACCGUUGCUGUCAUCAUCGUCAUGCCGGCGAAGGACCUUAAGCAUCCAAAAGACACGCCUGAUCGCCAUGAUCGGCUCAUCCCGGCCGUGCCAGCGUACGCAACGGCGGGCAUCUACAUGUUCUUCUACCACCUGGCCCUGAGCUUCUUGCACCUGAUUGGCGUGGGCCGCCCCUGCCCAUACAAGCUCGGGGUCCGCCGCGACAACAACACCGUUGUCGGGCAGUCGUGCCGCUCCCUCUUCUACGUCCUGUGGAACUCCCGCAUCCCGGAGGGCAGCCGCGUCCUGGUGACGCCCUUCCACCACUCGUCGUUUGUGCGCAUGAUGCGCGACUCUGGGCGCGAGCUCGUCGUGUGCGAGCAGAGGAACAACGAGCUUGUAGAGCCCACGGAGUACGGCCCGCGCGACUUCAACGCCGUCGUCAUCACGCACAUGCUCGGCCGCGACUUUGAGUGCGAAUGGCUCAAGCGGUGGAAGCGGGAGAACCCGGCGCUGCUGGUGAUUGAGGACCGCGUGCAGGGCGGCCUGCUCAGCAUGGAGGACCCAGACCUGUGCGACGUGUCCCUCUACUCGACAGGCCAGGACAAGCUGCCAAACUUCAUGGGCGGCGGGUUUGCGCGCGUGCACAGCGCCAAUCACCCGACCCUGUACGAGGACAUGGCCACCGCGCUGGAGGCGCUGCCCUUUGAGUCCGCGUGGGCGCGGUUCACGUUCCUGGUGAAGAAGAUCCCAACAGUGCUCAUGUACAACUGGCGGCCCGCCACCAUCGCCGCCGACGCACUCGCACACGUGCUCGGCUUCUCUCGCUGCGCACUCACGGACACGUAUCGCAAGAAGAACCCCGGCUUCAUGCACCACGGGUUUGCCAUCCGCCCCUCUGCCGCCACGCUCCAGUCCAUGGACACGGUGCUGGAAACAGACACGUGGGAGGAGAUGCAGAGGGAUUGCACGCGCAAGUUCCGCCUCUUCCUCGACAACGUCGAUGCAGACGUGCGCGCACACGUGAAGCCGUUUGCUGCAGACACGUCGUGCUGCUACUUCUUUGUCCGUCUGCCCGAUUGCGCAGAGAGCAGGGAGAUGCUGGCGCAGCGUGGCAUCAUCACCAUCAGCAACCAGACGUACAUCGCCCUCAGCAGCAAGCACGCGCCCAUCUUGGACGACAUGGUCCUGCUGCCAAGCCUCAUGCCGCUGCGCAGCGACGAAAUCAAGACACUCGCCAAGCACGUCUCUGACACGUGGCGUGUUGUUGGCGCCGACAAGAUGGCCCAGCACACGCAGCCGCCCGUCGUCCAUAUCCAACCCACGCUCGUCUGAGCGCAGGGGAUCGUUGCCCGUGUUUGGCGCUGUGUUCGUUUGCUUGUUUGCUUGUUUGUUCUGUCGUGUUCGCUGGCCUGUCGUGUUCGCUGGCCUGUUGUGCUUGCUUGCCUGCUUGCCUGUCUGCUUGCUUGCCUCGUUUGCUUGUUUGUGUGCUUGAUUGUUCGUUCUGCUGCAACGUAAUUGUUUCGUUUCUCCGCUGCAUUGCACCGAUGCUCUCGCACAUGUUGAUGCUGUGGUUUGUCUGCUGGCAUCUCGUUGUUCUGCUGCUGCUGCUGCUGAUGAUGAUGAUGAUGUGUUGAAGUUGCUCUUUUUGCUCCUUUACCUUCCCGUGGUGAUGCAAUGAACACAAGAGCGAACAUCUUACUUGAUGAUGUAC
Molecule: messenger RNA, 1740 nt
Organism: Salpingoeca rosetta
Lineage: Eukaryota; Choanoflagellata; Craspedida; Salpingoecidae
Exons: 3
Coding region: 69-1361 (430 amino acids)
Biological process (GO): polysaccharide biosynthetic process
Molecular function (GO): transaminase activity; pyridoxal phosphate binding
Source: RefSeq, a predicted model, not a curated record